UGUUAUUUGGGUUUGGGCGGGAAACUGCCGCAUUUAUUUGGGUCCACCGCUUGUAAUUUAUUUACUCUGCCGCCGCGUUUUAGACACUUCACCGGAAAUAGAAAAGCUGAAAUGCUUCGUUUGAAACCAGCCUUCCGCAAGCCACCGCCUCCGCGCCGCUGCUGCACCGACGGCGGCGUUUCGGAUCCUCAUUCCGACAUUCUUAGUAGAGAAUCGAUGAUACACAUUAGAAGUCGGGCUUAUUAUUCCCGGAGGUGUAAAGAGGGGAUGCCAACAAACAUAGAGUCCCUCCCCAAAGAGCUAUUGUUCGAAAUCCUCCUCCGUUUGCCGGCCGAUCAUCUCUACGAGAGAGCGAGGCUCGUGUGCCGGCGGUGGUACCGCAUUAUCCAUUCUCAUGCCUUCAUCAACGAGAAGAUGCACGGUGCUACCUAUGGACUCCUCCUAUCACCCGUAAAGGGUAAUACACUGCCACUUUAUGUAACAGCUGACGCAGAUGGUGGAAUCCUCAAAUCUGAGCUAAAUCACAUCUCCAAAUUGGGAGUUCUUGCUACCUGCAACGGUUUGGUUCUGGAGUUGGACGACAAACGCUUCCCUCGUCUUGCGAAUCCUGCAACGAGGCAGUCAUUCCUCCUCCCACCGUAUCCUAAAGGGCGCAUGUAUUGCCAGUUCCACUGUGGUUUAGCAUGCUCUGCAGCAGGCCCGGCCCUGGGCAUAGGCGAGGGGUGCGACCGCCUAGGGCCCAGGGCAGAAUGGGGCCCCAAUUUUUUUAUUUUUAUUGCUAUUAUUAUAUGAAAAUAAUUUUUUUUAGUUGUACAAUGGGCCUCAAUCAGUAAAAAAUACAUACAAACCCAAAAGCUCCAAUCUUAUUCUAUUAAAAAAAAGGGCCCACAAGCACACAAGCAUAUUCAAUUAAAAGGGCCAUUUUUUCUCAUUUCGCCUAGGGCCCAUGAAAUCUCCGGAACGGGGCUGCUCUGCAGCUUCCUUGGCAUAUAAAGUGAUUGCACCAUCCGCUGUUUUCCACUCGGCACCACUCCGACAAAUUGACGACGAUCUUUCCGUGUUCACUGUUGGAGUCGAUGAUCUUUUCGUGUUCACUGUUGGAGUCGAUGAGUCCUGGAGGCACGUCGAGGUUCACCACCUCCCGACCAUGUCAGGCCAAUUUUCUUCGACAAGGCUCCCUUGACUAGUGAAGGUUUCGUGCACUGGGGAAAGGGGAGAUACUGCAUGACGUUGGAUGUGGAGACGGAGAUCAUUACACUGAGUGAAGCCCCUUAUGAGUACCAUGAACGCGACUAUAAAUAUCUGUCGACUGGGAGGUGUGUGUCGCUCCUGGUUGCGUGUGGGGAUCUGUCGUGGGAGGUUUGGGAGAUGAAGGCAGAGACGGGCGAGUGGAGGAAGGCGCUGCCCAACGUCGACUUGGGAGCUGAGAAAUGGAGGAUUCAACAGUUAGCUCCUGAAGAUGGUGCAGUUCUUGAACCACUUGGUUGGGUUAAAUAUCCACAUGUUUUAGCCUUCUAUUUUGCCGCCUUCUAUGGGAAGCAAUGCCGGCAUUGCAUUUUGUACAAUCUUGAUACGCAUCAACUCCACUCCAUAAAGCUACCGCAAAACUAUGCUAAAGCUUAUGCGGCUUUUCCGCAUAAGAAUAGUCUGAUGUGGUUAAGUUAAAAGAGUAUUAGAAUCGGUAUUGUUUAUCAUCACUUUGCAUGGACAGAUUAUGACCUCACAAUUGCUAUUCCAUUGCAAAUCAGCCUGUAUUAUGUUUGAGAA
This is a messenger RNA of Salvia miltiorrhiza (redroot sage), 1767 nucleotides long. RefSeq lists its product as uncharacterized. Gene Ontology annotation, biological process: SCF-dependent proteasomal ubiquitin-dependent protein catabolic process. Gene Ontology annotation, molecular function: protein binding; ubiquitin-protein transferase activity. Bases 112 to 792 code for a protein of 226 amino acids. The transcript is spliced from 2 exons. Lineage: Eukaryota; Viridiplantae; Streptophyta; Magnoliopsida; Lamiales; Lamiaceae. The record is from RefSeq and is a predicted model, not a curated record.